Molecule: messenger RNA, 1230 nt
Organism: Lipotes vexillifer (Yangtze River dolphin)
Lineage: Eukaryota; Metazoa; Chordata; Mammalia; Artiodactyla; Lipotidae
Gene: ANKRD23
Product: ankyrin repeat domain 23
Biological process (GO): positive regulation of transcription by RNA polymerase II
Cellular component (GO): nucleus
Molecular function (GO): transcription cis-regulatory region binding
Source: RefSeq, a predicted model, not a curated record
AUGGACUUCGUCAGCAUCCAGCAGUUGGUGAGGAUGUGCAGCGGAGGCCGGGCAGUGGUCUGGGCACCCCCAGACCGUCUCAGCAGAACGCGGAGGCCGGGCAGUGGUCUGGGCACCCCAAGACCGUCUCAGCAGAACGCGGAGGCCGGGCAGUGGUCUGGGCACCCCCAGACCGUCUCAGUAGAACGCAGAGGUGAGUGGAGAGAGUCGAAAGGAAAGAUUUGGGAUGUGGACACGGAGUGCCUGAUCCUGGAGGCCGAGGCCCGGGAGAGGCAGGAACUGGACGAGGAGAGGAGGAGUGUGAGUGGGGGCGGGCAGGAGGCGCGGGCAGGUGGAGUGGGGGCGCCGCGAGCCCGGGGCUCGGGGGCUGACAGCCUGGGCGCGGCGCUUCUCCUGCGGCUGGGAAGACGAGGCAGUCCCAGAGCUAACUUGGAGAGCCUGGCUGACCUGGAAACAUUGGUUCGAAGACAGAGAGAAAAGCGACUGAAACGCAGAGUCCCCGCCAGGGCACCCGAGCCUGAGGUCAAGCCGCAGCCCCUGGCCCAGCUGGAGCCCGUGGACCUGGAGGCGUUCCUGCAGGCAGCUGCUGAGAACCAGGAGGCCCUGACUGACGAGUACCUGACAGACGGAAGGGACCCCAGUGCCCACGACAAGCUCCAUUGCAUGGCCUGGCACUGGGCCUAUCCGAUGGGUCACAGCCAGCUUGUGAACAAGCUGCUGGAGGCGGCUGCCACUGUGGACGCUCGGGACUUGGUGAGAACCAGGGAAGGGCCAUCCCCACGGCAGACGCCCCCCCCCCGAUGCUCUUCCUGGGGUUGGGACACGAUCUGGGGCACGCCCCUGCACAUGGCCGCACACUGCGACUGCCUGCAGCAUGUCGUCGCCUGCGGGGCCCGCGCUGACGCACAGGACAAGGAAGGAGACAUGGCUCUACACGAGGCGGUGCCCUACAGAGCCCUGAAGGUGCUGCUGCUCUCCGGGGCCGGGCUGGGCCUGAGAACCCGGGCUUCGGUGACCCCAGUGUAGCUGGCCCAGGACUGGCAGUGGGGCAUCUGGGAAGCACUGCAGGCCCACGUGGGGCACCCCCGUACCCGGUUUCUCCAGGGGCCUCCGUGCCUGGCCAUCUGGAGGGGGCUGCUGGACGGCUUUGAGCACCCCUGCACAGGCGGCCAGCCCCAGCCUGCUUGCCUCGGAAGCCCCAAGGCCAACGAGCUGGAGCUAAUGUUUUAG